UUGAAAUUUUCUUGACAUGAUAUAAAAUCUUUGGAGCACUAUUUAAUUUAAUUAAAAAUGGCCUUUCCCAAGUUAUUGGUUGUCGUUUCUGCUCUCCUACUUAUCCAGGCUCAAGCUCAGCCACGUAUGGAGGAUAAUGAUCCUCUCAUAACGCUCAUCCUGAAGCUCGUUAAAGUUACUGAAACGUUCAUUGAUGGAAUUCUUGAAGAAACGCGCAACAUAGCGAAAGAAGCUUCCGAAAAUACUGAGGAAUUGCGAUUGAAAACCCUUGAAGUAGUGAGGAAAGCAGUAGAUACGAUUUGGAGUAUCAUCGAUGGAGAAUUAGCAAGGAUUAAAGCUAGUCGCUGCAACUAUUACGUACUACCUCGCAUCUGCAGAGAGGUAUUAUAAGGAACAAAUAUAUCAAUUCGAAGAGGAAUUUCACAAAUUAGCUCAUGAUGUUUAUCCAACGUGCAUCGUUCCUAAUGCUGAGAUUUACAGAGAAAAAUCAAUCAAACGUCUUCACAAUCUUGUUGCUUGUAUUAGGUCUUGAACUGAAAUUAGUGAGAUAUUGUAUCUUCAUUAUAAUCUUUCCAAAAAGUGGAUCUAGUUGGUCAGUGAAAUAUAUAGCAUCUUGAUUAAGAAAUAGAUUUAUAUUCUGAAUAACAUAUACAUUUUUCAAAUAGUGAUAAGUACUUUGAAUACAUUUAUGAAACAUCUA
Messenger RNA from Leptinotarsa decemlineata (Colorado potato beetle), 700 nucleotides. RefSeq lists its product as uncharacterized. The record is from RefSeq and is a predicted model, not a curated record. Lineage: Eukaryota; Metazoa; Arthropoda; Insecta; Coleoptera; Chrysomelidae.